CGUCAGAAUCUUCUUCAAUUCCCAACUCAUCACCGCCAUGUCUGACGCCGUUGCUCUCAAAGCCGAAGCCAACAAGGCCUUCGCCGCCAAGGACUACGCUUCUGCCGUCAAGCUCUACUCGGACGCUAUCGCACUUGACCCCAGUAACCACGUCCUCUACUCCAACAGGUCCGCCAGCAAGGCCAGCCUCAAGGAGUACGACGGGGCUCUCGAGGACGCCGAGAAAACUAUCGAACUCAACCCCUCCUUCUCCAAGGGCUACGCCCGAAAGGGUGCUGCCCUUCAUGGUCUCCGCCGAUUCCCCGACGCCGUCAUGGCCUACGAGUCCGGUCUUCAGGCCGAGCCCAACAACGCCCCUUGCACCAAGGGACUCGCCGAUGUCAAGCGAGCUAUGGACACCGACUCUGCCUCUCCUUUCGGUCCCCAGGGAGGCGACAUGGGUCUGGGCAAGAUCUUCUCAGACCCUGGAAUGAUCGCCAAGCUCGAGGGCCACCCCAAGACCAAGGAGUACAUGAAGGACUCUACAUUCAGGGCCAACAUGCUCAAGCUGCAGGCUACCGGUGGCGGUGACUUGUCAAGCUUGAUGGCGGACCCCAGAACGUUGGGUGCGUUGGGCGUGCUGAUGGGUGUUGAUAUUGAUGCUAUGGAGCGACCUGAGGGUUCCAACGAGAUGCCUCCCGGGGUCAGCACUCCUUCCGAACCCACCCCUGCUCCCAAGCCCAAACCCGCCCCCACCCCUAAGCCCAAGGAGCCCGAGCCCGAGCCUAUGGAGGUCGAGGAGACUGAGGAGGACAAGCAGAAGAAGGAAGCGGAGGCCCUCAAGGCUCAGGGAAACACCUCUUACAAGGCGAGAAAGUUCGAGGAGGCUAUUGAAGCAUACUCCAAGGCUUGGGACCUGUACCCCAAGGAUGUCACCUUCUUGACCAACUUGUCUGCUGUCUACUUCGAACAAGGAGAAUAUGCAAAGUCUAUCGAGACCUGUGAAAAGGCUGUCGAAGAGGGGCGCGACCUCCGAGCUGACUUCAAGGUCAUCGCCAAGGCCUUCGGCCGUAUCGGUACCUGUCACGCCAAGCAGGGCGACCUCGCCUCUGCUAUCAAGUACUAUCAAAAGUCCUUGACGGAGCACCGUACACCGGAUAUCUUAACCAAGUUGAGGGAGGCGGAAAAGGCCAAGGCGGAGGCGGACAAGCAGGCCUAUAUCAACCCGGAACUAGCGGAGAAGGCCAGAGAGGAAGGUAACGAGGCGUUCAAGAGGGGAGAAUUCGCCGAGGCUCAAAGGUCUUACACCGAGGCUAUCAAGCGAUUGCCGACCGACCCCCGAGCCUACAACAACCGAGCCGCUUGCUACACCAAGCUUCUCGCCCUCCCCGAAGCUCUCAAAGACGCCGAAUCAGCCAUCUCUAUCGACCCUACUUUCAUCAAGGCCUAUAUCCGAAAGGCGCUUGUGCAAGAGACCCUCAAAGAGUACACCAAGGCUCUCGACACGCUCCAAAAAGCCACUGAGGCGGAUGUUGAAAAGAAGCACACUAGGGAGCUCGAGACAAAUAUGGCCAAGGUGAUGAGGGAGAUCCAGAGCCAGAGGAGUGAGGAAACAGAGGAGCAGACGUAUGAGAGGGCUAUGAGGGACCCCGAGGUGGCGCAAAUCAUGUCGGAUCCGGUCAUGAGGCAGAUUUUGCAGGAUGCCCAGCAAAAUCCGAGGGCAUUGAACGACCACAUGAAGAACCCUAUGAUCGCUGGAAAGAUCCAGAAGCUUGUCAACGCGGGCAUCAUCCGAACCCGUUAAAAAGCGCUUUGUUGUGCAUGUGGAGAGUGUAAUAUGUGAAGAUGGAGUAGCUGAGGCUGUUGACAUAAUAUCAUUGUCAUAUAUGAGGAUCGACCUGAAUGCAAGUAUUGUCUGGUCGUUGAAAGACAUUGGCCACAGGAAGAGGCAGCAGAUCGAGCGUGGUAUUUGUACGUUGGGAAAGGGAUUGUUUGUUGUUCAUGCAUGAGACAUCGAAUAGUUGCUACGAGUGGACUACAACCACUACAAGUGCAUGACAAAGCAGAGGAGUGAAGGAUGAAACCUCGUCACAUCGUUGGCGUCAUGAUGUGAUGGAGCUUCGGCGUGCCGCACUUGCCGUCCCGUUUCCGGCGUCGCACCACUUCUUGAUGAGCGAUAUGCUCUUCGCGUCUUCUCGAUCCCCCCUCGCGACUGCCAUGUCCUUGGCUCCUUGCCUCUCUUUUCUGCCUUAUCACGGACGAAAUUUCAUGGGCAACGUCAAAUGAGUAUGACGCUAGGCCUCGCAUGAUAUGAGAUCGCGCAGCGGCAGCACUAAACCAACGUCGGUCCUGAAAUCUCCAACUCAAACUCUGAUCGGUUGA
This is a messenger RNA of Cryptococcus amylolentus CBS 6039, 2361 nucleotides long. RefSeq lists its product as hypothetical. Lineage: Eukaryota; Fungi; Basidiomycota; Tremellomycetes; Tremellales; Cryptococcaceae. The coding region runs from base 38 to 1783 and encodes 581 amino acids. Gene Ontology annotation, molecular function: Hsp90 protein binding. The record is from RefSeq and is a predicted model, not a curated record. The transcript is spliced from 6 exons.